Molecule: messenger RNA, 2377 nt
Organism: Perca fluviatilis (European perch)
Lineage: Eukaryota; Metazoa; Chordata; Actinopteri; Perciformes; Percidae
Gene: tspan36
Product: tetraspanin 36
Exons: 7
Coding region: 131-868 (245 amino acids)
Biological process (GO): protein localization to plasma membrane; regulation of vascular endothelial growth factor signaling pathway; protein maturation
Cellular component (GO): membrane
Source: RefSeq, a predicted model, not a curated record
GUCACUGCAGCCAGACAGACCGAGAAAACUUGUGACCAAAACAGCAGGAGAACCAGCUCUGCGAUACCACAAAACUGUACCGCAGCGACUCCACAGUCCUUCUUCAAUCCUUUCAUCACCGCCAGACAAGAUGGACUGCGGGAUAUUCACCUCCAAGACCGUCCUCCUCCUCCUCAGCUUGAUAUUUUGGGCUGCAGGAGCAGCGUUGGCCUACGUCGGAGCCUACGUGAUCAAGAGCUAUGACAACUUUGACAGUUUCAUUCAAGACAAGUACACUUUGGUUCCAGCAGCUAUCAUCAUCGCCAUCAGCGUGGUGAUGUUCAUUUUUGGUCUGGUGGGAUGCUGCGCCACAAUCCGGGAGUCCAAAGUCGGCCUUAGCUUUUUCUUUCUGAUCAUCGUGGGGAUGUUUGCAGCUGAAGUGGCUGCUCUGGUAUUUAGCUUCAUCUACCAAGGCAAGAUAAACGCAGACCUGGAGCGCUCUAUGAAUGAAGUCUUCAUAAAGUAUGAUGGACAGGACCCAGAGACCAAAGCUGUUGACUAUCUGCAGGCUCAGUUGCAGUGCUGUGGUGUCAUGAAUUACACCAGCUGGUCCAACACUACCUGGUUUAGAAGCCACAACAACACAGUGCCUCUGUCCUGCUGUAAAAACAGUACCACACAGUGCACUGGCAGACUGGACCAACCAGACCUGCUUAACAUACAGGGUUGUGAGGCGAAGCUGGAUCGCCUCCUACAGGAUGUGUUGGGUUACGCCAUGCUGGUCAUUCUGGCCUUCGCCAUCAUCAAGUUCUUUGGGAUGCUGAGUGUAUGUGUGAUCACCUGUAAAAGUGGCAGCCAGAGGAGCGGCUACCAGCCUCUGUAUGCCUGAAUCACUUCCUGCAACCACCUACCACCUCCUCAUUUUGCUUGUCUAGGUUAGCUGACCACUCACUCAGCAGUGUACAAGUUUUAUUUAGAUAAUGGCAUAUAAAGUAUACACAAGUGGCAGACCUUGUCCCAAUCUAAAGUGGAUCUUACCAGAGCAUUCCUCCACAUAUGAAAUCAGCACAAAUGUUCCUCUGACUUGUUAAAUACUUUUGCUGAAUGUUUAUGAUAACGUUUUCCAUAUGUUUGAGUAGCCAAAGGUUUCUGUACUGUCUGACUUCAAACUAUAUUUUAAGCUUUAUUGAUUGUAAACGAAAGGACAGCGGUUUAAUGCCUAUAUAUAUAAUGCAUAUAUAUAUAUAUAUAUAUAUAUAUAUAUAUAUAUAUAUAUAUAUAUAAGUUUUAUGGUCAGUUAACUGUAUUAAAUUAAGCUACAGUUCUACAUAGAUAGACUUUGGUUGUGUUUAUGUGUUUCUAAAUUAAAAAAGUGAACAUUUCACAAUAAUUUGGAGUUCAGUCCAGUUAUAUCACAUUAUUGUAUUUUACUGUUUGUGUUUUUAACAUUUUGUAAUUUACCAUAUUAAUAAAUAUUUAUAGAUAGGACAUGCUGACAGUUGCUCACAUAUUAUUAUGUGUUAUUAUGAAACUAGGAGGACACAGCAAACAGUUGCAGAGUGUACAUUCAGAGCACAACAUUAAACAUGCCCCACGUCAUGUCUUACCUCCUGACUCUGCUGAUAAAGAGGCCCUUAGUGCCGUACAUACAGAAGAUAGGAGUGUUCAUCUUACAUAAGUCUUGUCAGUGUUCAUAAAGAUAACUGAGAAUUCAAUUCAAUUUUAUUUAUGGUGUCAAAUCCUAACAAUAGUUAUCUCAGGACACUUUCCAAAUAGAGUAGGUCUAGACAACACUCUACAAUUUACAAAGACCCAACAAUUUCACCACCAAAGAGCAAGCAACUUCCUUUUAACAGGCAGAAACUUCGGACCGACCCUGAGUCUUGGUGAGCGGCCAUCUGCCACUGACGGUUGGGAAUGUAAACUUGUGUCCAGGUUCAUUAUAGUCAUCAAUCAUCACAGAGCACAGAUUAAAGGAUAAAUCACCUGUUGAUUUUAACUAACCUAAUCCAUUAGUUUAAUUAAAAUGUAAAGUAUCUCUUGACCUUUCUUUUUAUUAAUGAUACAGUCAAACCAACCAUGUAUCAAGCUAAUUGUUUCCCCUUCUGCCAGUCCCAACCUCUGUAAUGAAAAAAUAUCCAUUAGCAUCAACUGCAACACUUUUGUUAGUGUAGUUGCAGUAACAAAGAAAGACCUGCAGGGGGUGUAAAAGAACCUGCUCUGAAUUAAAGGUCUAAACCAGCAGUUGUGGCGGUGAAGGGACCCCAAAAAAACAACUUUUAAUAUUUACUCGCUGCAGAGGUAGUAAAUUAGUUAUAAUAUAAAGGACACAAUGCAUGAAUGUAGAAAGUCUGUUUUCAAACAAUGGAAUAAAUAUGAUUUUUUUUUAUGUUUUAAA